GCAUUCUGCAUUAAAUAUUGACCGGAAAGUGGAAAAUUGUAGCUACUACUAUUAAUAUGGCUGUCGCAAAGUGUCCUCUAUUCCUGACAAUCCUAGCCGUUGCUAUUGAAAUUUCAUUGGCUUGCAAUGGCUACAAGGCGCGUAUGAUAAAAGCGGAAAAUUGCGCUGGAGCGGAUGCGAUCAUUACGCUAGAUGACGAUUUUUCAGUCAAACUCAAUAAGAAAUGCGAAAUUGUGCCUUCAGGUUGCGUCAUGAAUAAGGCCUUCAAUACCGCCGUGUCGCAGUUUAAAUUGCAAAAGGAUGGCAUUGUGCUGAAAGAGGGAAAAUUCGACUUGUGUGCUGCCGCCGAACAUGUGCCGAACGAAGCAAAGGAUAUGCUGAAGCUCUUCGGCGCCCCAGCUAGUUGCCCAGUGCCAGAGGAGAAAAUCUGCGCAAACGAUCAUCGUGUUGACUUGUCGAAAUACAAGGCCAUGUUGGGUAUGGCCAAGGGCAACAUAAUUAUGGAUUCGGAGAUAACUCAUGAUACAGGUAAAUCUUGUUUCCACAUUGAGAUGGAG
Rhagoletis zephyria (snowberry fruit fly) is the source of this 557-nucleotide messenger RNA. RefSeq lists its product as uncharacterized. Lineage: Eukaryota; Metazoa; Arthropoda; Insecta; Diptera; Tephritidae. The record is from RefSeq and is a predicted model, not a curated record.